CGCUUUCCAAAACAAAGAAGAUUUUUGGUAGGAAACAAUUGAUAAAGUACCGAUCUAUACAUUAGAAGACUGGCCAAAGUGUUGAAGUUUUUGUCCUUGUUUUUUUGAUAGUUAUUCCCCUGGUUUCUGUUGUUGUUUUUCACGAAUUUUUGUUGUCCUUUUUGGCCGCCAGUUACUAAUAGAAGUUCAAUCAUAAGAAAACAGAAUAUUCAAGAUGCCUAAUUCUGGGAAUUCCGGCAUUACUGUGAAGAUUGUUGCAGCUGAAUCAUUAUAUAAAAGGGAUGUUUUCAGAAGUCCUGACCCAUUUGCUGUUUUAACAGUUGACGGAUCUCAAACUAAAUCCACAUCUGCUGCUAAGAAGACAUUAAAUCCUUACUGGAAUGAAACAUUCCAAUUUCAAGCUAAUGAAAAUUCUAUACUUGUGAUUCAGGUCUUUGAUCAAAAGAAAUUCAAAAAGAAGGAUCAAGGGUUUUUGGGUGUUGUGAAUGUUAGAAUAGGAGACGUUAUAGAUUUGAGUUCAUCACACGAAGAAACCAUCACUAGAGAAUUGAAGAAAUCUAAUGAUAAUAUAGUUGUCAGUGGAAGAUUAAUCAUUGUUGUUUCACAUAAUGCUAAUGGUAGCAAUCGUCCAUCAAGACCUGUGUCGACCACAGGUGCAUCAAAUGUUCAACAAACUUUACAAUCAGGUGGUAAUGCUGUUCCAAGUCAAGCCAAUGGCGCUACUAUUAAUGCUCCUCCAGCCAUUGGAAGUGGUACUCAAAGUCUUGCUGUCAACAACAAUAAUAGACAAUAUUCAUCAUUCGAGGAUCAAUAUGGGAGAUUACCGCCAGGUUGGGAAAGAAGAACUGAUAAUUUCGGUCGUACUUAUUAUGUGGAUCAUAAUUCAAGAACAACAACUUGGAAAAGACCAACUUUGGAGCAAUCUGAAACAGAAAGAGGUCAACAAAGACAAAAUUUGACAGAUGCUGAACGUAGACAGCAUCGUGGUCGUACAUUACCAGAUGAUAGACCAUUAUCACCAGGUGGAACAAACAAUAUCACCGUUAAUAGUACUGGUACCACUCCUGCUGCAGCUGGAGCAUCUGCUGUUUCAAUGGCUGCUACUGGUGCUACAACUGCCGGUUUAGGAGAAUUACCCCCAGGCUGGGAACAAAGAUUUACUCCAGAAGGUCGUGCAUAUUUUGUGGAUCAUAACACUAGAACUACUACUUGGGUUGAUCCAAGAAGACAACAAUAUAUUAGAACUUAUGGUCAAAAUACCACAGUUCAACAACAACCUGUUUCACAAUUGGGUCCAUUACCAAGUGGCUGGGAGAUGAGAUUAACAAACACAGCAAGAGUUUAUUUUGUUGAUCAUAAUACAAAGACUACAACAUGGGAUGAUCCAAGACUACCAUCUUCAUUAGAUCAAAAUGUUCCACAAUACAAGAGAGAUUUUAGAAGAAAAGUUAUUUAUUUCAGAUCACAACCAGCUCUUAGAAUUCUGCCAGGUCAAUGCCAUAUUAAAGUUAGAAGAGAUCACAUAUUUGAAGAUUCCUAUCAAGAAAUAAUGAGACAAACACCUGAAGACUUGAAGAAAAGAUUAAUGAUUAAAUUUGAUGGUGAAGAAGGUUUAGAUUAUGGUGGUGUUUCAAGAGAAUUUUUCUUCUUAUUAUCACAUGAAAUGUUUAAUCCAUUUUACUGUUUGUUUGAAUAUUCUGCUCAUGAUAACUAUACAUUACAAAUUAAUCCAAACUCAAACAUUAAUCCAGAACAUUUGAAUUAUUUCAAGUUCAUUGGUAGAGUUGUUGGUUUAGGUGUUUUCCAUAGAAGAUUCUUGGAUGCCUUCUUCGUUGGUGCCUUGUAUAAAAUGAUGUUGCAUAAAAAGGUUAUACUUCAAGAUAUGGAGGGUGUUGAUGCUGAAUUCUAUAGAUCUUUGAAAUGGACUUUAGAUAAUGAUAUAGAUGGUGUUUUAGAUUUAACAUUCAGUGCUGAAGAUGAAAGAUUUGGUGAACUAAUAACUGUUGAUUUGAAACCAAAAGGAAGAGACAUUGAAGUUACGAAUGAAAAUAAGAAAGAAUAUGUUGAGUUGAUUACAGAAUGGAGAAUUUACAAACGUGUCGAAGAACAAUUUAAAUCAUUCAUGGAUGGUUUCAAUGAAUUGAUACCUGAAGAUCUAGUCAAUGUUUUCGAUGAAAGAGAACUUGAAUUGCUAAUUGGUGGUAUUGCUGAAAUUGAUGUUGAAGACUGGAAGAAACAUACCGAUUAUAGAGGUUAUCAAGAAACCGAUGAAGUUAUUCAAUGGUUCUGGAAGUGCAUUACUGAAUGGGAUAAUGAACAAAAAGCUAGAUUGUUACAAUUCACUACUGGUACAUCAAGAAUACCUGUCAAUGGGUUUAAAGAUUUGCAAGGUUCUGAUGGUCCAAGAAGAUUUACUAUCGAAAAAGCUGGUGAAUCUAAUCAAUUACCAAAGUCACAUACUUGUUUCAACAGAGUUGAUCUACCACCAUAUACCGAUUAUGAAGCUAUGAAACAAAAAUUAAGUCUAGCUGUUGAAGAAACUGUUGGUUUUGGUCAAGAAUGAUUACGUUUAUUUGCAUCUAAAAUUUUAAUGAGAAAAGAUUUAAAAAAAAAGCUCACAUCUUCAACAUCAUCAUAUUUUGUAUUCAAUAUUAUCACAUUAUUUUUAUUAUUAUUAUCAUUUUUAUUAUCAUCCAUGUUAAAAGAAAAAAAGGAACAAAGAAAUUUAGUUUUAUUUGGUGUUUUCAACGUUUAUUGUCAUUUUUAAUUUUUAUCAAGUUUUUCGUUUUCAACUAUUUUAGUAGUUGGAUAAUUAUACAGCC
This is a messenger RNA of Hansenula anomala, 2822 nucleotides long. RefSeq names its product NEDD4 family E3 ubiquitin-protein ligase (gene RSP5). NCBI's taxonomy places the organism in Eukaryota, Fungi, Ascomycota, Saccharomycetes, Phaffomycetales, Wickerhamomycetaceae. The record is from RefSeq and is a predicted model, not a curated record. The transcript has 2 exons. Gene Ontology annotation, molecular function: protein binding; ubiquitin protein ligase activity. The coding region runs from base 215 to 2563 and encodes 782 amino acids. Gene Ontology annotation, biological process: ubiquitin-dependent protein catabolic process.